CGAACUCAUAUAAAUACGCCAAAGGCAAGGAAAGAAAUCAUCAGUGCUUGUUUCUGUUGACAGGCGACGAAAGACACCGAUCAUGGGAGAAAUCACAUCGAUCGCGUUUGUGAUUUUAGCUGCAAUGUCGCUAGUCGUUUGCAUCGAAGGUUGCGGCAGUCCAGAUGUGCAAAACUCAUACAUGCAAACAACAGCUAAAAUUUACAACGGCAGAUAUAGUCCUGGUGACGUGCUUUCUUUUCAAUGUCACGAGGGAUACAAGAUGACAGGGGCAGCAAGAAUAGUCUGUCAAUUUCGUGGCCGUUGGAGCAGGUCACCUCCAAAAUGUAUUCAGGAGGGGCAAACAUGCGUAGCUCCAAAACAUAAUGACUAUCAACACGAAGAGUACUCGAAAAUGAGAUAUGAUGUUGGCGAAACGAUUGAAUACAAAUGCAGAUUCGGAUACUAUGUACCAUCGACAAGAUACAUGACCUCGACAUGUAUGUCCAAUGGGAAAUGGAACAACAGGCCAUACAAAUGCCAAAGAUAUUGUGUGAAUCCUAAGAUUUUUUUCGGUGGUGAUUUCUACCCAGACAAACCUAAUUAUAAGUAUGGCGAAAAGGUUUAUUAUGCAUGUCCUGGCCAACAUUCGAGAUAUGUAUAUUCAACAUGCUCUAUCACCGGCGUAUGGAAGCAAGCAAGAAGAACUAGUACCGAUAGAUGCUUUGACUAUUGCAAGAUGCCUGAUAUGGAGUAUGGAAGUUAUGAACCUAAAAUGGACAAAUACAGACAAGGUGCUAAAAUCAAGUAUUCCUGUGACGAAGGUUAUUACAUGUCCUACGUACGCGGAAGUAGGAAAGGCAAUACUGCGACAUGUCAAAGCAGUGGGAUGUGGGAUAUGAGAAAGCCAAUGUGUAAAAAAUAUUGCAUGCCACCCGAUUAUCGAAUGCAUAAUCAUCGUCCUUACAGGAAAACAAAAUACCUUCCCGGAGAAAAUAUUUACUACUAUUGUAUGGAAGGUUUCUUGAAACCAAAGACAUACACAUACAGACAAGCCCGAUGUAUGUCUAACGGCAUGUGGAAUACGAAGCCAUACAAAUGUGAACGAUAUUGCAUGAUUUUUGACCACACCAACUUUUAUCAUAAACCAUAUGCAAAGCUACGAUACAAGCCAGGUGAAAGAAUGAUGAUGUACGAAUGUAUGGACGGAUAUCACAAAAAAUCAGACAAACCAUAUGACAUGCCUUUAUGUGGAUCCGACGGCAAAUGGGACAUGCCACCUUAUCAUUGUUUGAAAUAUUGUGACGCUCCGAUGAUAAAACACGGAAGUUCCCUACCCACGAAAACAAAGUACAAAUACAUGGAAAAGGUAACAUACCAAUGUGAAGACGGAUACACAAUGCAACACAAAGCCGAGAUAUACGAAGGAAACACGUGCGAUAAAUAUGGAAAAUGGAAACACAUGACUCCGAUGUGUAAAAAAUAUUGUAUGAAGCCAAUGAUAAAAAAUGGUCGCAGUGUUCCUGAAAUGGAAAAAUACAACAUUGGGGAUCGUGUUAGCUACAAAUGCGAUGAAGGAUACAUGGCUAAAUAUUCAGGAGCGUGGAUUUACGAAUCAAAUCUUUGCAUGGAAACUGGGGAAUGGGAGCAUAUGUCUGUAACCUGCGAAAUUGACAAUUCUGGAAAAUGUCAACCGCUCCAAAUUAGCAACGGAUCUUACAUGCCUGCUAAAAAAUAUUACGAAGUUAUGGAUAAAGUAUCGUUUAAGUGCAACGACGGAUAUGGAAUAUUUUUUGAAAAAGAUUGGUUCGAGUUGGCAACGUGUAUGACUGGUGGAAAAUGGGAUUUCGAUCCUCCUAAAUGUAGACCGGAUGACAUGAAAUUCUGCAAAGCACCGAUGAUAAUGCAUGGAUCGUAUGAACCUAUGAAUAAAAUGUAUAGCAAAGAUGAUCGAGUGUAUUUCAAGUGUGAUGGAGGAUACCAACUUUAUUUCCCAGAGGACUGGUUUGAGUUUGUUACUUGUCAAAGUGACGGAAAUUGGGAUUUCAAGCCACCAAAAUGCAGAAGCAUGAGUAAAAGCUACUGUAAUCCUCCAGAAUUCAUUAAUGGCAUGUACAUGCCUGCAAUGAAAAUGUAUGAAGAAGGGGACAGAUUAUACUUCAAGUGCACAACUGGCUAUCAGAUAUUUUACGGUAAAGAUUGGUUUGAAUUCAGCACAUGUCGCAAUGACGGAAAGUGGGAUUUCAAACCUCCGAUGUGUAGAAGAUCGGUCAGCGAUGAUGAAAAAUUUUGCUACGGCCAGGAAAUUAUUCACGGUAUGAUGCAGCCUCAAAAGUACAUGUACGACAUCGGAGAUACGGUUAAGUACAAAUGCAAAAACGAUUACAUGAUACAUUACGAAGACGAAAAACCAUUCUCCUACGACGAGUGUAAGCCUGAUGGAACAUGGAAACAUACCGCUCCGAAGUGUAUUUCUAAAUUGCAAAACUACUGUUACCCUCCUGGCAUGAUGUACGGAUCGUAUAUGCCGGCUAUGAAAAUGUAUAAACCAGGAGAUCGACUCCGAUAUAAAUGCAAAAAGGGAUAUGAUUUGUAUUACGAAGACGAUGGAUUCGAGUAUUCAACUUGCAUGAAAAAUGGCAAAUGGGAUAAAGAGCCACUGAAGUGCACAGACAGUCAAAAAAUGUAUUGCCAGAAGCAAAUGAUUGAAAAUGGAUUUUACAAACCAGUUAUGAAAAUGUACCUUCCAAAAGAUAAAUUACAUUAUAAAUGCAAUACGGGAUUCAUGCUUUAUUUUGAAAAGGACUGGUUUGAAUUUGCAACUUGCAAAGAUAACGGACUCUGGGAUUUUGAGCCUCCAAAAUGCAUAAAAGCUGAAAUGGAUUACUGCUCUCCGCCGCGAAUCGAUAAUGGAUUUCAAAUGCCAAUGAAAUCUCAAUAUGCCAUCGGAGACAAAGUGAAAUACAGUUGCAAAAUGGGAUAUAGGUUGUUCUACGAAUUUGAUUGGUAUGAAUUCAGCACGUGCAAGCCCGGUGGACAUUGGGAAUUCAAACCACCGUUGUGUAAAGACACGAGAAUCAAAUAUUGCAGUCCUCCAGAACAUCCAAAUGGAUAUUUCAAACCAUUUAAAAGGAUGUAUGAAGAAGGAGAUCGUGUUUACAUCAUGUGUAAUAUAGCGUUUAAAAAGCAAUUCUAUGAUGAAUCUCGGUUUGAAUGCGUCACGUGUUUGAAUGGAAAAUGGGACAAGAAAAUCCCAAAAUGUGUGAGAAGAGACACGAAUUAUUGUACACCGCAGGCGAUAUUACAUGGGAUGUAUGAGCCGCAAAUGAAAGUGUUUUCUGAAGGAGACCGUGUUUGGUACAAAUGCGAAGAUGGUUAUAUGAAAGUAGAGGAUGACGAUGACCAUGACCACGAUGAAGAUGACCAUGAACAUGGACAUGACCACGAUGAUGAUCACCAUGAACAUGACCAUGAUGAUGAUGAUCAUGGCCAUGGACAUGACCACGAUGAUGACGACCACAGCCACGACAAAGAAAGCCAUCACAGCCAUGAUGAUGAUGACCAUGAACAUGGACAUGAUCACGAUGAUGACGACCACAGUCACGGUACGAAAGGCCACCAGCAUGGCCACGAUGAUGAUGACCAUGAACAUGACCAUGAUGAUGAUGAUCAUGAACAUGGACAUGACCACGAUGAUAACGACCACAGUCACGAUAAAGAAAGCCACCAGCAUGGCCACGAUGAUGAUGACCAUGAACAUGGACAUGACCACGACGAUGACGAUCACAGCCACGGUAUGAAAGGCCACCAGCAUGGCCACGAUGAUGAUGACCACAAACAUGGUCAUGACCACGUUAAUGACGACCACAGCCACGACAAAGAAAGUCACCAGCAUGCUGAUGAUGAUGACCAUGAACAUGGACACGGCAACAACGACCACCAUGAUCACCAUAGGGACUAUGGAACUUGCUUGAAAAACGGCCAAUGGGAUCGAAAACCACCCAAGUGUAUGCGUAGAAAUAUGGAUUAUUGUUUGUCACCUGAUUUCGAUCACGGAAGAUAUAGUCCGAUGAAAAAAAGAUAUUAUCCUGGUGAUACGUUGAUGUAUUACUGUGAUAGAGGACACAUAAUAAUGUAUCGUGGAGAAAAAUACAGCAAAGCAAAAUGCCUGUCAUCCGGAAAAUGGGAUCAAAUGCCACCUAUGUGCAUGCAUGAAAAGAAGCCUUAUUGCAAGUCGCCAAAUAUAAUGAAUUCCGAAAAGCUUAAACCUGAUAAGAAGUAUUACAUGAUUGGGGACAGACUUUACGUGAAAUGCAAAUCUGGAUUUUACAAGAAAUAUUCAGGCUAUAAUCAAAUGUACAGCACUUGUGGCAAUGGCGGAAAAUGGGACAUGAUUCCGAUGUGUGUAGAAUUACCGAAAAAACUAUGUAAGUCACCUAAACAUGCUGUAUAUUUGCACAAAUGCUAUUCUAAAAUGUACUACAUGCCCGGCGAUUGGAUAAAAUAUGAAUGUGAUCAUGGAUAUUAUGACUCGUCUGGAUCGAUGCCAAAGUAUGCAAUUUGUAAAUCUGACGGAACUUUUACUGUAAUGCCUAAAAAAUGUACAAAAUACUGUAUGGUUGAUGAUAUGAGAUACAGAUAUCACACUCCAAUGAAAAAAUACUACAAACCCGGGGAGAAAAUCAGUUAUUCAUGCAACGAUGGAUUUUACAUGAAAUAUGAAGGAAUGUCUCGUUCCAACGAAGCCAAGUGUUUGCCAGGAGGAAUGUGGGAUCGCGAAGCACCCAAGUGCAUGAGAAAUUGCUAUGCACCAACAACUUACUUCAAUGGUCAAUAUUUCCCGAAGAAAUAUGCAUUUAAUCACGGAGAGUCAAUUUAUUUUAUGUGUUAUCCUGGAUAUCAAAUAAUUUCUACUAAAUCUUCGGUUACUUGCGGGCAUUAUGGAAAAUGGGAUGAUUAUAUUCCAAUGUGUUAUGGAAUGAGGGUGAUGGAUAUGUCUCAAAUGGGAGAUAGAUAAACGACAGGACGGAAUUCUAACAACUUCAAUCUAAAUUCGAGAGCAAAUUGGAUGAAAUAUCAACAGUUUUCAAUUUGUGACAGACGAUUUUGGAGAUGAACUACGUCAUACAAGUGUAUUUUAUACAUCCUCUAUAUAUUGAAGUGGUGUGAUUUAACAAGCUAACCGACAAAAAUAAAACGAAUCUUUUGUUGCAA
This is a messenger RNA of Styela clava, 5193 nucleotides long. NCBI's taxonomy places the organism in Eukaryota, Metazoa, Chordata, Ascidiacea, Stolidobranchia, Styelidae. The record is from RefSeq and is a predicted model, not a curated record.